CCCGCCGCUCCCAGUAUGGCGGCUCCAGGGGGCCGCUCCCCGCCGUUCCCAAUAUGGCACCGCAUCGCGCGCUCGAUUCUCGCGAGAUGUCGACAGUAUUUAUACCGCGCCGGCGGCACUUCCGCCCUUUCGGUCCGAGCAGCCGCAGCCAUGAGCAGCAAAGUGUCCCGAGACACCCUGUACGAGGCGGUGAAGGAGGUGCUGCACGGCAGCCGUGCCAAGAAACGCAAGUUUGUGGAGACGGUGGAGCUGCAGAUCAGCCUCAAGAACUAUGACCCGCAGAAGGACAAGCGGUUCUCCGGUACCGUCAGGUUGAAGUCGACGCCACGACCCAAAUUCUCUGUGUGCCUGCUGGGGGACCAGCAGCACUGCGAUGAGGCCAAAGCAGUUGACAUCCCUCACAUGGACAUAGAAGCUCUAAAGAAGCUCAACAAAAACAAGAAGCUGGUGAAGAAGCUGGCUAAGAAGUACGAUGCCUUCCUGGCUUCCGAGUCCUUGAUCAAGCAAAUUCCUCGAAUCCUGGGCCCAGGCCUGAACAAAGCUGGGAAAUUCCCUUCUCUCCUCACCCACAAUGAGAAUCUGGUGGCUAAGGUGGAUGAGGUCAAAUCGACCAUCAAGUUUCAGAUGAAGAAGGUGCUCUGUCUGGCUGUGGCUGUGGGUCACGUGAAGAUGACAGAGGAUGAGCUUGUCUACAACAUCCACCUGGCCAUCAACUUCCUGGUGUCCCUGCUGAAGAAGAACUGGCAGAACGUGCGAGCUCUGUACAUCAAGAGCACCAUGGGGAAACCCCAGCGCCUCUACUAAAGGGGGGAAGCAAUAAAUUCUGCAGACACCCACA
Molecule: messenger RNA, 838 nt
Organism: Poecile atricapillus (Black-capped chickadee)
Lineage: Eukaryota; Metazoa; Chordata; Aves; Passeriformes; Paridae
Gene: RPL10A
Product: ribosomal protein L10a
Exons: 6
Coding region: 16-804 (262 amino acids)
Biological process (GO): translation
Cellular component (GO): large ribosomal subunit
Molecular function (GO): structural constituent of ribosome; RNA binding
Source: RefSeq, a predicted model, not a curated record